AUCUCGAUACUCAAGUUCGAUCCAUUCAAAACUCCCCACACGAAAGUGGGGUUAGGCGUCUUAUUUGUUUGCAUCCUCAGCCUCAUUUAUUGUCCGCUGCAGCCUGAUAUCCAAUUUAAACAGUCUUUGACUCUGCUUGACUUCUUUAAGUCAAUUUACUUGUGACAAUGAGCUACCACAUGGUCGAUAAUGACGAAGAGCAACGAAAACUUUACUGCGGAAACCUCUGUGACAAAGUUACUGAAGACAUUCUCUAUGAGCUAUUCCUACAGGCGGGUCCAUUGGAAAAAGUUGUCAUGCCAUUGGAUAGGAAUGGAUCUAUGGCUGGAUAUGCUUUUGUGACUUUUAAGCAUGCCUGUUCUGUAUCUUAUGCGAUUGAGUUGUUUGAAGAUACUAGUCUGUUUGGCUAUUUUCCCAAGCUGAGAGCAAGAAAUGUACCCAAUCAUAACAGAAGUCAGUCCAUGCCCAUCAGAUUUGAUCAAAACCCAGGGAACUAUGACAAUGGGUAUAAUUCUCAAGUGGACUUUGACAGCCUACUGCAGAUGAGCACAAAUAUGCUCAAUACUCGAGGUGCACCGAUGGGAAUGGGACCACCAAUGCGUCCACCUAUGGGAAUGGGACCACCAAUGGGUAUGGGUCCACCAAUGGGGAUGGGUCCACCCAUGCGGAGAGGCCACUCAUUGGGUGGUCAACCACCACCACCUGGAGAAGAAGAGCCCGGCAACGAUCAGCCAUGUAAUGAAUGGGAUAUGAAUCGAGACAAAUUGACUCAAAGCAGUCUUCAGGGCAACUGGUCAGCUAGAAAUGCUUCCCACAUGCUACCUGAUGAUAGAAGACGGUCCGGACACCACUCAAAGAGAGAGAAUGACCACAGAGGUCGGAGAGACCAUAGAAGUUCAAAUGACUCUGGCUAUAGAAGUGGUGGCUAUGAACGAAAUGAUUAUGAUCAAGGUGGAUACAAUCGCAGUGGAUAUGAUCAAGGCGGAUACAAUCGCAGUGGAUACGAUCAGGGUGGUGGAUAUGACUCUGGUGGUUAUAAUCGUUCUGGAAAUAGGAACUAUGGAAACCACAGAGGUCACAGGAAUAAUUGGGAUGACAAUGGUGGCCACCGAAGUAGGUCAAGUGAUCCUCGUGAAAGAAAAGGAAGGUAUUGAUAGAUGACAGUUUAUUUUGCCCUUGAAACUAUAUUGAACAUUGUCCAAAGUUCCAUCUCUCCCUCUCUCUCUGUUUCCAAACAUUCCUUUUUCUUGAGGUUCAGUUCAAUGGUGUUGUUUGAUUUUCAAGUGCUUCAUUUCUGAUCGCUGGUAAAAGAUGUCAGUGGUUUUAAAGUGUCCUUUUAAUUUUUGUACUCCAACUAUUCAGAACUGCAUGUUUAUCUUGUUUGGUUGUUUCUGUUCUUAAAUUUAUUAUUAUUAUUAUUUGUGAUAUUUGGCCAUUGAUGACUAUAGAACAUUAUCAACAGAAUUAUAUUCAACUUACAGAUUUUCUUAGAAA
Molecule: messenger RNA, 1494 nt
Organism: Thrips palmi
Lineage: Eukaryota; Metazoa; Arthropoda; Insecta; Thysanoptera; Thripidae
Product: RNA-binding protein 7
Exons: 2
Coding region: 168-1154 (328 amino acids)
Biological process (GO): regulation of alternative mRNA splicing, via spliceosome
Cellular component (GO): nucleus
Molecular function (GO): single-stranded RNA binding
Source: RefSeq, a predicted model, not a curated record